This is a messenger RNA of Exophiala bonariae, 1803 nucleotides long. RefSeq lists its product as uncharacterized. The coding region runs from base 1 to 1803 and encodes 600 amino acids. Gene Ontology annotation, molecular function: protein binding. The transcript has a single exon. The record is from RefSeq and is a predicted model, not a curated record. Lineage: Eukaryota; Fungi; Ascomycota; Eurotiomycetes; Chaetothyriales; Herpotrichiellaceae.
AUGCUCAGGAUGAAAAGCACAGAAUCUCUGAUUCGAGCUGUGAUUCACCAGUACAACCAGAUCUUUCCGUUCCUGCUGCGGAAACAUGUCCUACCCAUCUACGAGGCUCAUGGAAAGACAAUUUACACGUCCUUCGGCAUUUUGUGGACCAUUCUCGCAUCUGUCUGGGCUGAGCCUGGGCUAGGCCAGUUUUAUUGUGUGCUGGAUGCGUUGGAAGAGUGCGAGGAGAAGUCAAGGGAUGAGCUGCUUAGGCAGAUAGGGUCCACUUUCUCCAUUGUCCAACAGGGUCAGAACGAACUCAUCACCGCCAAUGGGGUCAGAUUGAUUAUAACAAGCCGCCCUUAUGAAAGCAUCCGAGCCAGACUGUUCCCAUUCGCCAUCAUAAGGCUGCGAGCGGAAAGCGAAGAGCUUCACAUUAAUCGUGACAUCACUCGAUAUAUGGAGGAUGAGGUACCAAAGCUGGCCGCUUUGAGACGUUACGAUAAAUCAUUGCAAGAGUGUGUUCGCUCAGCUUUGAUUACAGGGGGGGACGGCAUGUUUCUUUGGGUCUCCUUGAUGAUCGCUAUUCUGGAGAGAACUCCGGCAAAAGUGGUUCGUAAUCGUAUCAAGAGCAUACCACGGGGCAUCGAGAGUGUCUACGACCGCAUUCUGGAAGAGAUCCCUCAUGAGUCGCGAGAGACAGCUUUCAACCUGCUCAUGUGGGUUGCUGUUGCUCGCCGACCACUCCAUCUUGACGAACUCGAAGUUGCUUGCACGGGAACUUGGGGUUCUGAUCCGUUCAUUCAAUCUCAUCCCACAGAGCCCUAUUCACGAGAUGAUAUUUUGGGCGACAUUCAAUUGUGUGGACCGAUCUUGAAGGUACAAUCCGACGACUCCGUCCAUCUUGUUCACCAGACAGCCAAGGAGUACCUUAUCCAAUUGUCAUCAUCGCCCACUCACGUUCCCCACAUUUUUCUGGAAGAAAAGGAUGCUCAUGCUAAAAUUGCAUUGGUCUGCCUUGCCUACCUUGCAUCGGACCCAAACGACGAGCUAAAAGCCUUCAUUGACAAAGUCAAUCCUUGGUAUAGUUGGGCGUGGCACACAGGCGAUCCCUGGAAACGGCUCCAUAGUGCCCUGCCUCUCAUGAGAUACGCGGCUUCCUUCUGGCAAGAUCAUGUACGUCAGUGCUCGUUCGAAAACAGGCAAAUAUUGCAAGCCCUGCACAUUGCACUAGCGGCUGAAUCGUAUGCUCAUAAGUGGCCAAUUUUGCAAAGAAAGGGUUCUUUUCAGCGCCCCUGCCGGCCUUUUGCGGGUUAUACGCCCCUUCACAUCCUUGUACACAAUGAUCUUGAGGCCGUGGCGCUCCGGCACAUGAAAUCAGAAAACUUCUUCGUCAAUGCAGGAUCUACGGGCAGAAUCAGUGUUCUACAGCUUGGCGCGGAGCGUGGCUACUAUGAUAUCAUCGUCAAAUUACUCUCAAACAAUACAGAUAUCAAGCUGAUCCAGCAGGCAGGCUUCGACACGGGUGGGGUUGGCUUCACAGGGCGCGAACCCAAGGCCACUCGCAAGAGUGCUGCUUUGCACCUAGCUGUUCGCAACAAACACACCGAGGUUGCACGACACCUGCUACAUCACGGCGCCAAUGUCAAUGCGACCGAGAUAGAGUUAGAGGUUCAUGGGGGCAAUGGCAAACGUGGUAUCAUUAUCAAGAAUAAAAGAACAGCACUACAUAUAGCUGUUGAUAAUAACCCUCAAGCCUUGAUCAGACUGCUAAUAGAGUGCGGUGCAGAUAUCGAGGCGAUCUGGGAGCACUACGCGCGCUGA